AUGAGGGGAUGUCUUACCUGCCGCCAGCGCCAUUUGAAAUGUGAUAAAACCGGUGUCGAAUGUCUACGGUGUCAGCGCUCCGGACGACGGUGUAUACCCGCGCCUGCAAAACCGGAAGAGAUCACUUUUCGACACGGUCAGAAUCCUUCACUAAGAGCUAAAGGGCCGCCUCGAUACGGGGAGAGCGAUUUGGCAUUUCCGGACGAUCAGACUUGGGUUGAGACGCCUCCCGACGUCGCUUUCGAAGACGAAACAGACCGCACAGCAGCGGAUUACCACGUUAUAGGUCCAGAGGCGAUGCCAUUCGGCGCAGAAACAACAUCUGACAGCCGGUCAUCAGCUUCUUUGGCCACGAUGACUCCUCCAGUUGUUCCCACCGGCUUGCUGCCUUCGUUUUCGCCGGGCGAUUUGGCGCAUCCUACGGCUUUACCUGUAUCUCGACCUAGUUCCGUCAACUCUUUGCUUCCGGCAGAUACCCUGGUCGCUCGUCCAAAGCUGGCUAGUUUGAACGAGGCUUUUCUUCUGAGGCAUUAUCGAAAGGCUCUUGGUGCAUGGCUUGACGCGUGUGACUUUGAAAGACACUUUUCGACAGAGGUGGUUGACCGUGCACCGCUAUGCGCACUCCUACUUUACGCUUGUCUGGCAAUUUCUGCCCGUCAUCUCUGUCAUACUACGAAAUCGGUGCCGCCGCAUGUUGCGGACGAAUACCAUGAACGAUGUAUUGCGAUUCUUCUCCCGGUUCUGGAGAAUAAAGACUACAACAUUAGCAUUGAGAUUCUUCUCGCCUCGACCGUGAUACUACGGUUUUUCGAACAAAUUUCUUCCCAACAUCCAUCUUGCGACUUGCAGCGACAUUUACUAGCAGGAUCCGUCUACAUCAGCUCGCACGUCGACUGCGCAAUUUCCGGCGGCCUCGCAGAAGCCUCCUUCUGGGUUUUCGUCAUACAAGACAUCCAAUUCGCACUGGCCUACCAAAACCCCCUUCGACUGACCUUCAGCCCCUUUGAAGAGAAACUCCGACAGGCAUGGGCUUCCCAAACCCUCCUGGACGACCGAUGCUGGACCCAUCGGGCAAUCUGGAUCCUAGCAGAAACGAUCAACUACUGCUACAGCAGCAACACCGGCGAGAGCCAACUCGACGCGAUCGAUGGAGAGGCAUUACGGGAAAAGAUUUGCUCAUGGGAAUCCGAACACCCAGCUGAAUUCCAGCCGUUGCACUUCUCCCCAGCCGACCCGAGAAAUAACCGACCGUUUCCUGUCGUGUGGUAUACUAGUCCCUGGCAUGCGACUGCGAUCCAGCACAUCUGUAUGGCUAAAGCCCUGAUAAGGGAACAUGACUUACGAGUCAUGCAUAUGGGUCCUGACUCAGACCGGCAUGCAAGACGGUUGAAUGAAGAAGUCAUGGAAAACCUCAGCGUUCUCUUCGGAAUCGCUUUAUCGGCGGACGAUGAUCCCUCCGCACGCACCAUGGCGUGUCAUGCUCUUUGUGCCUGCGGCUCCUGGAUCCGCGAUGCCCAAGCCCAAAAUAUCCUCCUCGACCUCCUCCGGCGAACAGAAGCCGAAAAUGGCUGGCCGUGGACGUUCAUGAUGCAGAAACUAACUCAAGAUUGGCGUCUGACUGUCCGAUGA
This is a messenger RNA of Aspergillus chevalieri, 1629 nucleotides long. RefSeq names its product Zn(II)2Cys6 transcription factor domain-containing protein. Bases 1 to 1629 code for a protein of 542 amino acids. NCBI's taxonomy places the organism in Eukaryota, Fungi, Ascomycota, Eurotiomycetes, Eurotiales, Aspergillaceae. Gene Ontology annotation, cellular component: nucleus. The transcript is spliced from 9 exons. Gene Ontology annotation, molecular function: transcription cis-regulatory region binding; DNA-binding transcription factor activity, RNA polymerase II-specific; zinc ion binding. The record is from RefSeq and is a predicted model, not a curated record. Gene Ontology annotation, biological process: positive regulation of transcription by RNA polymerase II.